This is a messenger RNA of Phyllostomus hastatus (greater spear-nosed bat), 2310 nucleotides long. RefSeq names its product tropomodulin 2 (gene TMOD2). The transcript is spliced from 10 exons. The coding region runs from base 188 to 1243 and encodes 351 amino acids. The record is from RefSeq and is a predicted model, not a curated record. Gene Ontology annotation, cellular component: myofibril; striated muscle thin filament. Gene Ontology annotation, biological process: muscle contraction; myofibril assembly; pointed-end actin filament capping. NCBI's taxonomy places the organism in Eukaryota, Metazoa, Chordata, Mammalia, Chiroptera, Phyllostomidae. Gene Ontology annotation, molecular function: tropomyosin binding.
CCGCCUGUUGAUCGCCGCGCUCGGCUACGGCGCCGCCCCUGCUCGUGGCCCGGCUACCAAGAAGCUGAAGGACUGACAGCUCGCACAGCCGGCUACGGGAUGGGCGCACGGAUGGGAGUAUUCUGAAGUCUCAGGAAGUUGGCCCGUGUAAAUGUUCGUGGCCUGUGAAAAAGGCAUAUAAGAAACCAUGGCACUCCCUUUUCAAAAAGAGUUGGAGAAAUACAAGAACAUUGAUGAAGAUGAGCUUCUUGGCAAACUCUCAGAAGAGGAACUGAAACACUUGGAAAAUGUUCUUGAUGACCUAGAUCCCGAGAGUGCCCUGCUACCAGCUGGAUUCCGACAGAAAGACCAGACCCAGAAAGCAGCCACCGGCCCGUUUGACCGCGAGCAUCUCCUCAUGUAUCUGGAGAAGGAGGCUUUGGAACAGAAAGACAGGGAAGACUUUGUGCCCUUCACUGGAGAGAAGAAAGGGAGAGUCUUUAUCCCCAAAGAAAAGCCCGUGGAAACUCGUAAAGAAGAAAAGGUGACCCUUGAUCCAGAACUGGAAGAAGCUUUGGCCAGUGCCUCCGACACUGAACUCUACGAUCUCGCAGCUGUUCUUGGAGUACACAAUUUGCUCAAUAAUCCAAAGUUUGAUGAAGAAACACCCAACUCUAAAGGUGGCAAAGGGCCUGUGAGAAAUGUGGUCAAAGGUGAAAAGGUCAAGCCUAUAUUUGAGGAACCACCCAACCCCACAAAUGUGGAAGUAAGCCUGCAGCAGAUGAAAGCCAAUGAUCCCAGCCUCCAAGAAGUCAAUCUCAACAACAUCAAGAACAUCCCAAUUCCAACUCUGAAGGAAUUUGCAAAAGCUCUGGAGACCAACACUCAUGUGAAGAAGUUCAGCCUGGCAGCAACCCGCAGCAACGACCCUGUGGCAAUUGCUUUUGCAGAUAUGCUGAAAGUAAACAAGACCUUGAAAAGUCUAAACAUAGAAUCCAAUUUUAUAACCGGAAGUGGGAUCCUGGCCCUGGUGGAGGCACUAAGAGAAAAUGACACCUUGACAGAAAUCAAGAUUGACAACCAGAGACAGCAAUUGGGAACAGCUGUAGAGAUGGAAAUUGCCCAGAUGCUUGAGGAGAAUUCAAGGAUCCUCAAAUUUGGAUAUCAGUUUACCAAGCAAGGACCAAGAACAAGGGUGGCAGCUGCCAUCACAAAGAAUAAUGACCUGGUUCGUAAAAGGCGAGUUGAAGGAGACCGAAGGUAAAUUUCUACAAGAGGUAAAGGUUCACCACGGCAGCCGUUUAAAAACGAACAAAAACUCUUCUCCUUCCCCACCGGGACCAUUUUAUCAAAGGUCGUUCAUUUUCGUUAACCACACAACUAAUAAUUUAGUUGUUAUUCUUUUUUAGCACUCCUUAUUUAUCUUGGGUUUUUUAAGAUACACAGUAGUUUUAUUUGCUCAUGGGCGCCUCUGGCAACUUGCACCUGUGGACAUAUGCGGAUCUGUAGAGGAUGACAGCAGUGGAAAAUGAUUUCACAGCUUUCGUGUUGGGUUGUGUUACUUUGUUACAUAGACUUUUUUUUAACCACUGAAAGGAGUUUAGUAGAUAAGUGUGUUUGUAACUGUGAUUAUGAUAGAGGCCUAUCUCUGUUUACAUGCAUGGCUUUGAGUUAGGCUAAGUAUAUCAGAAGUAUUCUGCUGACCACAGAGUAAGUUAGUAUUGCCAAUCUUUCACUGGAUGAGAAAAUGUGACUCAACUUAGCACAACUUCUCUGAGUUCCAGAAAUGUCACUAAAUGCAAAUGCGCCCGCAGAUCAGAAAUCAGUGAUGUCAUCUUCAUAAAAACAAGACAGCAUUAUGAUACUUUAACACAGCCUUACUAAAUAAGUAAAUAAAAUGGUUAUUAACCCAUAAAUAUAGCUUCCAGCCGUACUCACAGGCAGCAAAAUGAACUGCUACAUCUACCUUCAGUGAUUAUUCACCAUAAAUGCAAUCUUUAACAUGACUCUCUGAUGGAUAACUUUUCACAAAACUGUUUGAAAGUUUUCCAGACAUGAUGGUUAUUUUUAAAUAUUAGUAAGAGGAAGACUUAAAAAAGUACAUGCCCAAAUAAAACAAUGAUUGCACCUUAAUCAAGGCUGUCUGAUACACACAACUGCAUUAUUUUGGCAUAUUUUAGAAGCAUUUAUUGCUUUUUCUUUAGUGUAACAAGAUCACAGUAUGAAAUGAGAACAUUCGAGUUAAUUAUACAGAUUUUUGUCUACGCGGCAUGACCCAUCCAGACAUUUGCAAACGUCAGGAGAAAAUGUGAAUUAUCACUUACCCAGGUG